UCUAGUACGGCGCGCGGUGGAUUGUGGUUUUCAGUAUAACAAUUAAAGUUGAAGAAAUAUAAGAUAAAUUAUUUAAAAUAUUAGUUUUAUCAGUGUUUUUAAGUGUGUGAAUAUUAAAGUUUAUUGCCUCAAGAAUGAAUACCGACAUCGGCUUGAGGUUUCCGGAGUGGGAUAUAACAAAAGGCAAAUAUGAGGAAGUGGACAAGUUGCCAUUGAUGAAUUCACCGGGGCCAAUGCUUACAAUUCUUGCUGUAUACAUCUUGUUCGUGCUGAAGAUUGGCCCGGCGCUAAUGACCAAAAGAAAACCAUAUAAGCUGACUUUAGUAAUGCUUCUCUACAAUACAUUUCAAGUUGUUCUCUCAGUAUAUAUGGUGAAAAAGUACUUAUCAACGCUACUUGAUAAAGGAUUCGCUCCUACUACAUGUCAUAUGCUCGACAACACUGAAAGAGGACCGUUGAUUUUCGGAAUAUGGGUAUACUUUGCAGCCAAAGUGACGGAGCUCUUAGACACUGUAUUCUUCGUGCUAAGAAAGAAAGACAACCAAGUAACAUUCCUUCACCUGUAUCACCACUCGGUGAUGAUGUUCGGUACGUGGAUGUACCUGAAGUACUGGCCAUCCUACACGCUCUACUUCAUUGGAUUUUUGAAUGCCUUAGUUCAUGUCUUCAUGUAUAUGUACUAUGGGUUAGCAGCUCUUGGGCCUAAUGUUGCUAAGUACAUCUUCUGGAAGAAAUAUUUGACGCGGUUUCAAUUGAUUCAAUUCGUCUGUAUCAUAUUGCACUACAUUGUCGCUGUAAACAGGACGGAGUGUCCACCAUCAAAAGGCGUGGCUCUCUUCAUUGGCUGUAAUACCGCGUUCUUCAUGUUUCUCUUCCUCAACUUCUACGUGAAAAAUUACAAGAAAAAUGUAGUGAAAUUGGAUGGUACAAACGGGUGUAUCAGAUUAGUUGCAACUAAAAAUAAUGACAAAAUGGAUAAGACUGCAUAGGGUUAUUUGGUUAUAAGUAUAUUAAAUGACGUUGUUAACCUCGAUUACUGUACCGGUGAAUUUAUUUGCUCAAAUAUAGUGAAUCUCAUUAAAUUGAUUAUUAGCGAACAAAAAUUUAUUUAAUUACUUGUCUGAUAAACAUAAUAAAAUAUAAACUAAAAAUAAUAUAAAAACAUAAGUAUUUUUCGCUUCAAUUUUUUGUAUUUUCUGAUGAUUAUUUUUUUAGUAAAGAAUAUCGAUCGUUAGACUCUGUCGUAAAUUACUCUCAGUCUAUGAUUUUGAAGAGUAACAAUAUAAUAUAAUAAUAUAUGCGCUAUGAAGUGUAAACCAGUAUAUAAGUUUUAUCACAGAUUUCACUACCUAUUGUGUUGCUCAGAAAUCUAUAUGACCGAGAUUACUAUCGUACUAGGUGACGCUUGUAUAAUAAUGAUAUCACCAACAGAAUUAUGUAUUAUUUAUUCAACUAGACGUAUUAUUGACAAACUAAGAAUCUCAAAGUAUUAGCUUAAUAAAUGUAGGCUUUAUUACAAACAACAUCGAAUUAAAAUUAUUAAUUUUGCUUGUUUAAAAAGAGUUCGUAAGUUUAAUACGAUUUACAAAUUAAUAUACAAAAGCCAAAUAGUAAGUGCGUCUGAAUUGGGUUAUUGGUUCAUGCUGCCCUUGAGUGGAUAACGUGUUUGUGAUACUUAGUAAUAAGUUGUAAAACGGCGAUUUUGAUAUCCAUUAUGCACCGUAAUAUGCAUUCUUAAAUGCAUUGUAAAAGUACGACAAGGUUAAAUUCAAGGUUAGUUCCGAAAUUUUUAAAUGGUCUUGGCUGUGAUGGUCUUGGCUUGGAUGUGAAUGGUUCCUGUUGUGUUACAAAAUAGUACAGGCGGUGUUAUUAAAACAAGUUAGAACCUUGUAAAUUACUUAAAGUGAUGGCUGUCGAGCAAUGUAGCAUUAUAUAGCAUCAUCGAAGAAACUCUGGUUAGUCAAAGAACCGGUCCAGUUCAAAUUAGACUUGCACAUGACGCGCAAAUUAAAGGAAAUAAGUUUUUUAUUUAUUUGUAUAACAACCUUUUUUGGAAUAUGCCAUCUGGUUUUUUAAUACAUAUUAUGUAAGUUUGUAAUUUUUAAUUGUAAUACUGACUCUUGUCAAAAUUUCUGUUGUCUGAUGGAUAGCGUAGUCUUAGUAAUAGGGGCCCAGUUCUUUUGUCCUUUGGGGCCGCAAAGAACGAACAAAGCGAUGAUACGUGUAGAAAUCGGGGAUACAGCUUCAACCAAGGCUUUUUUUGCCAACGCAAAUAGCUAUUUUGACCCUUAUCGUCAUAUCACUUUAUCCACCGUACAUGACAUGUAAAAAUUCGUGUGGUUAACGGCCGUUCCCAAUAUUCAGUCUAUCUCUUACUUUAGAUAAAAAUCGUAACUAUCGUUGACUUUUCAAUGGGACGACGUAUAGCUUACCAGCCAUAGAAGUUUGUAUGGAAAUUGCAAUUCACGCGUUCCAAUAUAAGACGAUAAAAAUGAAUUAUCGCGUAUAUUGGGACAGCUUUAGAUUAUUGACAGUAGAAGGUAGUAAUUUAUCUCUAUCUCUAGAUAGUAUAUUGGGAACGGCCGUAAGACGUUUUGAAAAUAUUAUCCAUACACUUAAUUGGCGAAGAAUCUAUAUAAUUAAGUAGACUCUAAACAAAUACUAUUUUUUAAUGUGAUACUUAUGAAUAUUAUGAGGCCUAAAUACAUUAUUACAAUGUUUAUAGAUGUUCGAGAUCUUUUUUUUUUCUACUUUGUAUACGGGUUUUGUAUUUUUAAUAGCGGUAUUGUACAAUAAUAAUUAUGUGUUUAUAAUAUUGUAUAGACAGUUAAAUUUAUAGCAGCGGAACUAAUGGCUGUUAAAAUGUUAGCUAUAUAAUAUGUGGGUGUCUCAGAUUGACAUCUACAAAGCGUAUUGCUCAGACUUCACUUACGUAAAAAUUUGCUGAGUGUAAACUAAGCAUAUUAUUUGAUUUUAUUUUUAUAGUAAUUUGGCAGCUCAAUUUAUGCUUUAGCUUUAGCUAAGACUGCUCAAUGCAAAAGUCAACUUCGUACUUUUUUUACUCAACUAAGUUGUAACGUAAGUAAAGUCUGAGUACGCUCAAUUCAUCUCAGCCUAAGAGAUAGCGAGUCUAUUUUAUCUAUUUUUCGACUUAGCAAUUUCGUUACAGCAAACGUCUUUAUUGUAAAAUUUAAGGACAAAGAUUUUAAAUGUCUCGAGAGAGGUCUCGUGUAAUUCAUAGGAUCAUUGUGUUAUUGUAUUGGUCCCCUUUUACUGUCCUCUGUUUUGAAAUAUUGUUGCAAAUAUUCUCCACAAACUCAGCAAACUUACGGGUAGAAUAUUGAUUUCGCGUGACAACUGUGAAUAUGAAAAUA
Molecule: messenger RNA, 3374 nt
Organism: Leptidea sinapis
Lineage: Eukaryota; Metazoa; Arthropoda; Insecta; Lepidoptera; Pieridae
Product: elongation of very long chain fatty acids protein 7-like
Exons: 6
Coding region: 135-989 (284 amino acids)
Biological process (GO): very long-chain fatty acid biosynthetic process; fatty acid elongation, monounsaturated fatty acid; sphingolipid biosynthetic process
Cellular component (GO): endoplasmic reticulum membrane
Molecular function (GO): fatty acid elongase activity
Source: RefSeq, a predicted model, not a curated record